AAGUUAAUGUCGUAGUGCAUGAAAAUAUCGAGAGAAACACAGUAUAUUAAAGGGGCAUCAUGUGUACAGCAGAAGAUAUGAGGCUCGAGACCAUGAAACUGGGCGGGAGCAUGGAAUUGUUGAUCACUGCAGGCAUGGUUUUAGAAGACAGUUACAGUAAAUAACUACGCCCAUCAUUUCCUUUGAAACAGCAAGGGGAGCAGAGGAGAGAAAUGCAGAAAUGAAAAAGCUGCCCAUAAGGUAAAUAGAAAAGAUUGAUAAUUAUAACCAAAUGAAAUAUUGCAAUGAUGAAUGGAAUAAAGUUAUUUGGAAUAUUGCUAUUCGCUCUGUCUGUUGGCUUUGUCUACAAAACCACCAGAAAACAAUUGAGUUUUGAACAUUUCCCUGCCUUUUUUUCAAAGCCUUUAAUCAAUAACAAUACUAAUACCAAUACAAAUAGUAAUACCAAUACCAAUACUCAUACCAAUACCAAUACCAAUGCUAAUAUCAAUACCAAUGUUAAUACCAAUACCAAUGCCAGUAUGAAUCCAGAGGAAAUUCUAAGAGACGGAAAUGGAGUUAUAUUUUUGGAGACUACUGACAGAAUGGAGCCCCCUUCUCUAGUGCUGUGUGCUAUUGAGUCUGCGGCCCGUGUGUACCCUGAUAGACCAGUGGUUUUCUUCAUGAAAGGAUUAACAGACAUUAACUCAGAAGAGGAUGAGAAACGAGCAAAGGAAAGAUUUCCAUCUUUGUCUGCUUUUAAGAAUGUCUACAUCUUCCCACUCAGAAUGGAGGAAUUAUUUAAAGACACGCCACUUUUGGAAUGGUAUCUAAAGGCUAAUAAAAGGUGGGAACGUUACUGGAUCCAUAACCUCUCCGAUGGCUGUAGGAUGGCUAUGAUUUGGAGAUAUGGUGGACUUUACUUUGAUGCUGAUGUCAUCUCAAUGCGACCAAUCCCAGAAAAUAACUUUUUUACUGCUCAGAGUACUGAUACAUCUGGCAGUAGUGUUUUUGGCCUCACUCCUCGUAACAAGUUUGCCUGGAAGUGUUUGAAUGACUUUGUGCUCAAUUAUAACGGAGAUAUUUGGGGACAUCAAGGCCCAGACCUUUUUACACGUGUUCUGAAACCACUAUGUGGGACUGAGUUUAAGGUAGUAGAGGAUAUCAUCUGUGGAAAUAUUUCUUGCUUGAACCCCGAGCGCAUCUACCCUAUACCAUAUCAAAACUGGAGGAAGUAUUUUGAGGUUUGGAAGGAAUUGCCAUCUUUCAGUAACUCCUAUGGUGUGCAUCUGUGGAAUUAUAUGAACAGAGACGAGAAGAAGUCUAUAGUUCCUGGAAGUAACACUUUGGUGGAUCAUCUCUACAAACAGUACUGUCCAACAGUACAUGGAUCCCUUUAAUAACCUUAAGGACCAUACAGUUGGAUUAUUAAAUCUUGAUCAGAUAUGUAAACAUCUAUACACCCUCAAAGUCAUUGUUUCUCAUAGGUUUCAGCUAAAACAUAAGGUAAAGGUAUUUUUUUUUAUAUGACUUUAUCCUGAUUUCUAAAAUGAUUAUGUACGCAUUAUAUAAUAUCAAAUACUUUAUUAGUCUUUCAUUUGUUUUAUUUUUCUUUGAUCCAACAUCUUAAAUCUUGCAGAUUUAAAAUCAUUCACCAUACAAAUUAGACUGGCCAGCACUUUUUUGGGCCUGUUAUAAUGAUGAAUAUUUCUUGUUGAUAUGGUAACCAUUUGGUGUAAAUGUUCUCUUUCAUUUUAUUUGAAAAUAAGCAUUUGUAACUAAGGGUUUAACCAAGUGGCCAACCAGUUGAUUAUGUUAAUAGAUUUAUAUUUCAAAUGAUCUUCAGGCAUAGUUUUUGCACUGUACAGAUAAGAGCUAUACUUUAUGUAUUAUUUUAUAGAACAGUUUGUUUAUAUAUAUUUUCCUAUAUGCAUAUGCUAAAUAUGCAGUUCAAUCUGUUGGGUGUUGUAAUUGUGACUAUAUUUUGCCACUUCUAGGGUUAACGUAUACUGUAUAACUGGGUAUAUGUUAAGGAUAAAGCUCAGGUCGUUACACUGUUGUUUUCUGUUGGUGACAGAUAGACAUCCAAUUUCUGCCAGUACUUACUGUCAUUUCAGGGACAUUGUGAUAAAAAUACACAAGUGCUUUAUAAAGCUGAAACAUUCUACUUUUUUUCUGUUGUAUCGAGAAUGCCAGUUUGUCCAGAUACCCCCUGCAAGUCUUGCACCUCCGGGAUAGGUUCCAUUGUCCUGAAUCAUUUUAUUUAAAAUAUUUAAAGAUUUUAAAUGGGUAGUUUACCUCUUCUGAAAUUCUCUUCAAGUUAUUUACAAUUGCCAAACCAGUUAGGGACUUCAAAAAAUGCAAAAAAUAUUUUUUUAUUUCCUUUAAAAAGCAAGCAUUUAUCCAAUCAUAGGGGUCAAACUGUGUGCACUCUGGAGCAACCAGAGAAGCAAGGCUGUGUAGAUUUCCAUCUUGCAAAUGCUCUAUGUCUUCCUAAAUCAUUUGUAAAGCACUAAUCAUAAUGGCUUUUUAAGUAAUACUGAUAUUGAUACUCUGCAAGUGAGCAGGGAAGGGAUGUGCAUGCAAAAAAGCAAACUUGAUUUCCACUUCCAGUGGGAAAAUAAAGACCAAUGAUCGGGUAAGCCCUUGCUUUCAAAGGUAAUAGAAAAAUAUUUUUUUAACAAGUGCCAAUUGCCAAAAUGCUUAUGUAGGGAAUACUAAGGCAGACAUUCACCAAUGUUCAACUUGUUGUUUAGGUAAACUGCCCCUGUAAAAGUUUACUCUGUUACAUUCACAUGCAAAGUGUAUUUUAUGUUGUUUACAGUUUUACCCCAGCCUGCCCUUGGGCUCAGACAUCAUCAAUACAAUUUAAUCUAUAAUCAAAUAUGGGGCACAACAUUGUACUGCUCUUAUUUUUUUAAUAUGAUUGCAAUAUUUCAAAAUACUACUUGCCUUUAGUCAACUGUACAUUAAAUCAUUAUUAAAUGACUUCUUGGUAAA
Messenger RNA from Xenopus laevis (African clawed frog), 2979 nucleotides. Its product is annotated as alpha-1,4-N-acetylglucosaminyltransferase. The coding region runs from base 285 to 1379 and encodes 364 amino acids. The record is from RefSeq and is a predicted model, not a curated record. Lineage: Eukaryota; Metazoa; Chordata; Amphibia; Anura; Pipidae. The transcript has 3 exons.